This is a messenger RNA of Suillus subaureus, 1457 nucleotides long. Its product is annotated as chaperonin 10-like protein. Gene Ontology annotation, molecular function: oxidoreductase activity, acting on NAD(P)H. The transcript is spliced from 5 exons. Bases 219 to 1265 code for a protein of 348 amino acids. Lineage: Eukaryota; Fungi; Basidiomycota; Agaricomycetes; Boletales; Suillaceae. The record is from RefSeq and is a predicted model, not a curated record.
CAUUGCAUAUGGCGUCACAUCCAACAGGGCAGUGCUUGUUAUCAAGCUGAUGCUACAAGAAAUACUUACUAACACAUGUCAUGUGCGACGUGAUCAUGAAUAACUGGAACCCAUAAUGAUGCUUUCUUGCUCAUCAAGAAAUUUCAAUAUUAUAUAUAGGUAGCACUUAACGUUGGAAGACCUCCAACCAUCUUGACUCUACCCACCACAUAUAUCUCAUGUCCCCCCAACAGAAAGCUCUUUUUCUUCCCAGAAAGCAGGGUAACUUUGAGCUUGGCUCCCGCAGCAUCCCCAGUCCAGAGGCUGGGCAGCUUCUGGUCAAGAUUCAAUGUGCUGCUCUGAACCCAGUUGACUACAAGAUCAAGGACGCAGGGAUAAUCGUGACCGAUUACCCUGCCGUUCUUGGCACGGAUAUUGCUGGUAUCGUGGAGGAAGUAGGGGAAGGUGUCGAGAAUUUCCGCAAAGGCGAUAGAGUAUUGGCACAUGGCAAAUUCGGCAAUGACUUUACUGGGUUUCAGCAGUAUACCUUGACCGACGCGCGCUUCACAGCAAAGAUUCCUCCAAGCGAAUCUUUCGAUAGCGCAGCUACUGUUCCUGUGGGGUUAGAUACUGCAGUGGUGGGGUUAUACGGAAAUGAUUUUGGAGCUGGGGUAACCCCUCCUUGGACGACAAGCGCCGGCGGUCACGAAUCAAAGAAACCCAUUGUCAUCCUUGGCGGUUCUUCUUCUGUGGGUUCCUACGUUAUCCAACUUGCUCAUCUAUCAGGAUUUUAUCCCAUCAUCGCUACAGCCUCUUCGAGCAAUGAAGGGCUUGUCAGGGACUACGGCGCAACCCACUUUUUCGAUCGCAACCUUUCCGGCAAACAGCUGAAGGCCGCCAUCGGCAAAAUUACUGAUAGCCCUAUCGGAAUUGUUUAUGACGCUAUCUCGUUGCCAGAAACGCAGUCUGUUGCAUGGGAAUUGCUUGCGAACAAUGGCACUCUCGUAUUAACCCUUUUUGCAUUAGUCAAGGAGGAUGAAGGCAAGGGGCGCAAGGUCAUCCUGACCUUUGGGGACGCACAAGCCCCCCAAAAUCAAGAGCUGUGUGGCAGCUCCUGGGCUGUGGUCGAAAAGUGGCUUUCAGAGGGUACUAUACAGCCAAACAAGUAUGAGGUUCUCCCGAAUGGGCUUGAUGGUAUUCUUGGAGGACUGGAAAGGCUGAAAUUGGGACAGGUGUCCUGGAACGAAGUUGGUUGCUCACCCUCAGGAAACAUUGUAAAUGCGUAAGUCGCGGCCAGGUUGUUCGGCAAUGCCUCUUGCUUGCAUCGGGCGUGACAGGAUCAAAUUGUACAUUAGAUAUUACAAUUACAAGCUAAAAUAUGUACAUACCAAGUCGGUGUAGGAAGUUGGAAGCAAAAGAAUACCUGUACUCGUUCAAGACUAAUUAUUGUGACUUCGGAUGGCUUACUGAAAUCACUU